GGACGCCUCUUCUACACGUCCCUAUUCACCCCCACCCCCACCCCGGUCUGUGCUUUCGGGGUUAACCCUGCGGGGGUGGGGACUGCAGAAGGGGUCUGCCAAGGGAGGGCCGGAGGGAAGGCAGCAGGUGGAGCCUCCAAGACCUUAGGAGCCCCAAGUGUCCCAGCGCCCAGCAGCCACGGGGCAAACGCCGUGCGCAAAGACCCCUCUUUGCCCCACUCUGGCUACUUUAUUCCGCCAGGAAAUGACUCCCGGAGUCGGCGGCGGCCCCACGGUCACCCCGGAGUCUCAGCCGGUCGACAUGCUGCCCUCCGGCCCGCCACUGCCCUGGGCCUGCCCGGCCGACGUGCGGCUCUGCGGCCACUUGCGGAAGCAGAAGUCCCGGCGCCGCCGCUUCUUUGUGCUGCGCACCGACCCUCCGCGCCUAGAGUGCUACGAGAGCGAGCAAAAGUUCCGCGAGGACUCCGGGGGCCCUGCGCGUCCACGGCGCAGCGUGAGCCUGGCAGGCGCGUGCACCAUUAGUAAGCGGGCAGACGCGCGCCAGCGCCACCUGAUCGUGCUCUACACGCGCGACACCAGCCUGGGCGUGGCGGCGGCCACCGAAGCCGAGCAGCAGGCAUGGUACAGUGCCCUGCUCGAGGUGCGCGCUGCCGCCGCAGCCGGUCCCAGCUCCCAAGAGGACCCCGACACCUGGCUCCUCGCUCCGUUCCAGGACGUGUGGCCUGUGACACUGCGACCCAAGGGGCUGGGGCGGACACGAGGCCUGGGCAGCGGUCGCUACCGCCUAUGUCUGGGUUCGGGAGCCCUGAGCCUGCUGCGGAAGCCUCGGAAGACAGGCUCCCGGGAUGCCAGGGCCUCCCCACCGCCCGCCCUGCGUCUGUCCCUGCUCAGCGUGCGCCGCUGUGGCCACGCGGACUCCUUCUUCUUCCUGGAACUCGGCCGUUCGGCGCCUACAGGACCCGGGGAACUGUGGCUGCAGGCGCCUGACGCAGUGGUGGCCCAAAGCAUCCACGAGACCGUGCUGGCUGCCAUGAAACGACUCGGGGGAGGCGCUGCGGGUGCCAGGGCGGAGUCACUGCCCAGAGAGUCCCCGACCAGUGCCUCUAAACCUCCCAGCUCCCGUCCUUUGGAGAUCCUCUCCGGCUCUACCGCCCAGUCAAGCAGCCUGGAUGAGCGGGCAGAGCAGACCGCACUCAAAAGCCUGGCCAGGCUGGGGCCACUGCCACCCCCAGCUUCCCACCCCCAGGGGCUAGACCCUGGCAGGGGUUACAUAACCAUGCAGGCCGGCAGGGACUACGAGCCCAUGGGGGGAGGCGAGGCCAGCAGUGGCAGCGGCUAUGUGGUGAUGGCGCCCCCAGGCCUCCAUCAGGCUACUGGCAGUGCCCACAAUGACCACAAACACCGCGGCGCAGCUCCCCGGCAGGACCCUGGUGGCCCCGAGUACGUUCCAAUGAGCUGCUUUCCUCCCGAGCCCGUUUCUUCAUUCUCCCAAACCCCUCCCCCCAAGUCCGGAACUGGAGAGCUUAGAGUCAGGGUCCCAGAUGCCCAUCGUGGCAUCGGGGGCAGCUUGGGGCUGGCAGGGGCUGCACCACGCAGGCCACUGUCAGCAGAGCUGGCCGGCGACUACGUGUGCAUUGGGUCUGCAGGAAAAGUGGGCGGUGCCAGACCAGAGCGCAGCAAUCGCUGCCUCAACUACGUGGACCUGGACCUGGUGCCGCCUCUCGCUAAGCCCGGCUGUGCUUCUGGGACCAGCCCCCACAGCUAUGCCUGCAUCGAGUUCUAGAACUUUCAGAAGGCCACACUGGCUGCCCUGCCCUAAGGGCAUGCGGGAGCUAGGCACAGCGGCUAAAAAACAAAGUUACCAGUGACCACCUGUGACCUACAGAUGAACUGGUGGCCAAAGGUGGGAAGAAGGGGAGGGACCCUGCCUGCAAAGAAAUUCUCAGGAGGAAGUUCCCCAGGAAGAUGAAUUCUUUUAAAGGAGAAACUUCUAGAACCCUAACCUCACCUCCCUACCCACUCAUUAAA
Molecule: messenger RNA, 2028 nt
Organism: Ochotona princeps (American pika)
Lineage: Eukaryota; Metazoa; Chordata; Mammalia; Lagomorpha; Ochotonidae
Product: insulin receptor substrate 1-like
Exons: 2
Coding region: 245-1783 (512 amino acids)
Biological process (GO): insulin receptor signaling pathway
Cellular component (GO): cytosol; plasma membrane
Molecular function (GO): insulin receptor binding; phosphatidylinositol 3-kinase binding
Source: RefSeq, a predicted model, not a curated record